UGUUGUCCUCCGAUGUUUGCGCUUGCUGUCUGUUGUGGGUUUAUGGUGGCUGGCCGGGUGAGGCCGGGUUCGAGGAGUGGGAAAGGAAAACUCGAGCUUACAACCCAGGCAGCGAGAUGGACAUUCUGAAAUCAGAGAUCCUUCGGAAGCGGCAGCUGGUGGAGGACAGGAACCUGUUGGUGGAAAAUAAAAAAUAUUUCAAGCGUAGUGAACUUGCAAAAAAAGAAGAGGAAGCAUAUUUUGAAAGAUGUGGCUACAAGCCUAUAAAUGAGAAGCCAUCUGGAGAGAUACAGCCAGAAGAAGAGGACCAGAAACCAUUAACUUCAUCGAAUCCAGUAUUAGAACUUGAACUAGCUGAGGAAAAAUUACCCAUGACUCUUUCUAGGCAAGAGGUUAUCAGAAGAUUGAGAGAAAGAGGAGAACCAAUUAGACUAUUCGGAGAAACUGAUUAUGAUGCUUUUCAGCGUUUAAGAAAAAUAGAGAUCCUCACACCAGAAGUUAACAAGGGAUUGAGGAAUGAUCUGAAAGCAGCUUUGGAUAAGAUUGAUCAGCAGUAUCUCAAUGAAAUUGUGGGUGGUCAGGAACCCGGAGAGGAAGACACACAGAAUGAUUUGAAAGUUCAUGAAGAAAAUACCACGAUUGAAGAGUUAGAGGCACUGGGGGAGUCUUUAGGGAAAGGCGAUGAUCAUAAAGACAUGGACAUCAUCACCAAAUUCUUGAAGUUUCUUCUUGGUGUUUGGGCUAAAGAAUUGAAUGCCAGAGAAGAUUAUGUGAAACGCAGCGUGCAGGGUAAACUGAACAGUGCUACUCAGAAACAGACUGAGUCCUAUCUCAGACCACUUUUCAGGAAGCUACGGAAAAGGAAUCUUCCUGCUGAUAUUAAAGAAUCAAUAACAGAUAUUAUUAAAUUCAUGUUGCAAAGAGAAUAUGUGAAGGCAAAUGAUGCUUAUCUUCAGAUGGCCAUUGGAAAUGCACCUUGGCCUAUUGGUGUCACUAUGGUUGGUAUCCAUGCCAGAACUGGCCGGGAAAAGAUUUUUUCCAAGCAUGUUGCACAUGUUUUAAAUGAUGAAACUCAGCGGAAAUAUAUUCAGGGAUUGAAGAGGUUAAUGACCAUUUGUCAGAAACAUUUUCCUACAGAUCCAUCAAAAUGUGUGGAGUACAAUGCACUGUGAGAUCUGUGUAUGGUGUAUCGAUAAUGAUAAGAAACUAAAGGAAGCAGGGUACAGACUUCUGGAAUUACCACCAGGAAUGAGGGAAGGAGAAAACUGGUUUCCAGUUCUCUGAUUUUGAACUGUGCUGGCUUUCAUAUCACAUCUGACUGCAAACUGACUUUUGUGUCUUGCUUUCAUUUUUGGUACAAAAAAUUAACUCCUGGAGGUUUUUCCUUGCAGGUUACGUGUUUAGACAGCAGACGGAGGUUUAAAACAACCUUUUCCCACUGGACCUGAAAGUCGUAGUUAGAUGAUUAAAAAUGAACAUUUGAGGAUGGAUGUAAUUACUUCUGUAAAAAAUGAUAAUUUGCACAUUGUCUUUUAAGUAGAAUUUAAAGAAAAUAUUUUUGUAUAUUUCAACAAAACUAUGGAACCAUUGAAUGAAACUUCAUAGUCCUUAAAUGUUGCUUAACUUUUGCCAUCUCGCAAUAGAAUUUGAAUGUAAA
Cynocephalus volans (Philippine flying lemur) is the source of this 1657-nucleotide messenger RNA. It is a transcript of the gene PRPF18, whose product is annotated as pre-mRNA processing factor 18. Gene Ontology annotation, cellular component: U2-type post-spliceosomal complex; U5 snRNP; U4/U6 x U5 tri-snRNP complex. The record is from RefSeq and is a predicted model, not a curated record. Gene Ontology annotation, biological process: generation of catalytic spliceosome for second transesterification step; RNA splicing. NCBI's taxonomy places the organism in Eukaryota, Metazoa, Chordata, Mammalia, Dermoptera, Cynocephalidae. Bases 117 to 1172 code for a protein of 351 amino acids. The transcript is spliced from 11 exons.